Darwinula stevensoni is the source of this 893-nucleotide messenger RNA. NCBI's taxonomy places the organism in Eukaryota, Metazoa, Arthropoda, Ostracoda, Podocopida, Darwinulidae. The record is from the annotation of a GenBank genome assembly.
AUGGAUAACAACACAGCACAAAAGCAUCCAAUUUCCUAUUGCGCUUCAUUCGUGAUAAACGUGGUCGACAUGAGUCGUGGAUACGAGAUGAGAUCGGAAAUCACCGAUCAACUUUCAGAAGAGACAUAUACGAAUCUUCUUAUCACGAGCAUGGUCACCCUUCUGGCACUCAUCAUAGUUGAUUCUCUUCUCAUUCAUGGAGUUCGGAAGGGGAAGAGGAAUCUAAUGAUACCAUGGUUGGCCCUGGAGUUCCUGGCGCUGAUCGCAAUCCUAAUAAUUUUUAUCUGCAUAAUUCUGUUCGGGCUACUAACCAUGGCACCGCAUGGUCUCUUCAUCAUCUUCAUCAUCGUGGCUGUCGUUUUUUUAAUCGUAUAUUCCAUUGUAGUCCACUUCUUCCUCGUCGUCUACUCUCAUUUCAAGGAACUCCAGAAUCUCGAGCAUGCCGGAGAGGAGCAACGCUUCGAGGGCAACCAGGAAACUGUCAACGCCGGGUUUAUGGCCUACCCCUUGCAGAGGCAAUGAGUGUGAAUUUCAUCGGCCAAAAAAUUUUUGUUGGGCUUCCUUUCGUGCAAGGAAAAUGGGCAAUGACGGGACCAUUCGACUUCCUUGCAUGAAUUUAUGUCACCGUAUUUUCUUAUGCUACGACAAAUUACAAAUAUUGACCCGGUCUAUGGAAAUAGGUGCGCAAGUAAACAUUGCAAAAAAACCAUGCAGGAUUUCGUCGUUUUGGCUAAGUUCCUAUCAACAGCAAUAUUUACACUUCACACCAGUAAAUAUAAAAUUUCCUCAUAGCGGGAAAGACGAGGGAAAUCAUUAGUCUCGUUUGUCAUUCGAAGGAGACCCACGAUUGGACUGGAAAUACCUUUUUCCUCUGUUCAUAUUCAUUGUGCCAC